This is a messenger RNA of Torulaspora delbrueckii, 930 nucleotides long. It is a transcript of the gene SED5, whose product is annotated as t-SNARE syntaxin. The transcript has a single exon. Gene Ontology annotation, cellular component: Golgi membrane; SNARE complex; endomembrane system. Bases 1 to 930 code for a protein of 309 amino acids. Lineage: Eukaryota; Fungi; Ascomycota; Saccharomycetes; Saccharomycetales; Saccharomycetaceae. The record is from RefSeq and is a predicted model, not a curated record. Gene Ontology annotation, biological process: intracellular protein transport; endoplasmic reticulum to Golgi vesicle-mediated transport; vesicle fusion. Gene Ontology annotation, molecular function: SNAP receptor activity; SNARE binding.
AUGGAUAUCAGAGAUCGGUCUGCAGAGUUCCAAAAGAGUGUUCUUGUUUACAAGAAGAGGAACAAGGCCAAUUUACGACAACAGGAACCUCAGAGUAAUGGUGUACAGGGAAAAUCAUCAGAAUUUCAGAAGAGGGCAUCUGGUAUAGCCCAUGAGAUUUCUUCUACAGCACAAUUGCUUUCGAAACUUGCGAUCUUAGCGAGGAAAAAACCGAUGUUCAAUGAUAAUCCGGUGGAGAUUGCUGAGUUGUCAUUCCUAAUCAAACGAAAGAUAUAUGCGAUUGAACAGAAUCUGAUAGAACUGAGUAAAAUUCAAAGAUCACGACAACAACCUCAGGAAAAGAUCAAUGACGGAACUCACUCAAAGAAUGUGAUGACUCUUUUAAAUACCAAAGUGAGGAACAUAUCAGGUAAUUUUAAGGAUGUAUUGGAAGAGAGGCAGAAGUUGGAAAUGAACAACCGAGACCGAUGGGAAAAAAUCUCCAGCGGCAAGAGCAAUGAGGAGUCUAAUGAUACCUCGAUGUAUAAUAGUUCAAAUCCCUUCAUGUCAUCUGUGAUAGCUGAUGGAGAUGGGAAACCGACCGCUGAUGGUGAAUUGACCAUACCAAAAGAUUCUCAAUUAUUACUUAUGGAAGAGGGACAGAUGUCUUCGAAUCAAUAUUUACAAGAAAGAAACCGUGCCGUGGAAACCAUCGAAUCUACCAUCCAGGAGGUGGGAAACCUUUUCCAACAAUUAGCAUCGAUGGUGCAAGAGCAAGGUGAAGUGAUUCAAAGGAUCGAUGCAAAUGUGGACGAUAUCGAUAUGAACAUUACAGGAGCACAAAGACAAUUACUCAAAUAUUUUGAUAGAGUAAAGAGUAAUAGAUGGCUAGCCGUCAAGAUCUUCUUUGUGAUAUUUGUGUUUUUCCUGAUAUGGGUAUUAGUGAACUAG